Anopheles marshallii is the source of this 822-nucleotide messenger RNA. RefSeq names its product ribosome-recycling factor, mitochondrial (gene mRRF1). Gene Ontology annotation, molecular function: ribosomal large subunit binding. NCBI's taxonomy places the organism in Eukaryota, Metazoa, Arthropoda, Insecta, Diptera, Culicidae. The coding region runs from base 1 to 822 and encodes 273 amino acids. Gene Ontology annotation, biological process: translation. The transcript has a single exon. The record is from RefSeq and is a predicted model, not a curated record. Gene Ontology annotation, cellular component: mitochondrion.
AUGUUGCGAAUAACUACACUGUUCCGGGCAGCUAGCUUUAAAGCACUGGCAACUAAUGGUAGUGACAUUGUUUGUGCCUCCACAAAAUGUAUUCCAGCAAAUAGAACCAUCUGCACAGCGGUACAAAACAUUCGGUUUAACAUGCCGGUAGCAGCACCGAUUGUUUUCGGUACACAGCUACCAGUUAGACACUAUGCAAAGGGAAAGGAUAAAAAGAAGGACAAAAAGGGUGCCCCAGCGAAGGUACAAAUAAAUGAGGAGCAACUAGCCAAUCUAAUCGACCUGGAAGGUUUGCGAACGCAGAUGGAAAAAAGUCUCACCACCAUGAAGGAUGAUUACGUGAAAAACCUCUCCCUGCGCUCUACAACCGGUUCCAUCGAAACGUUGCGCAUCACGUACGAGGGCAAGGACUAUCAGCUGCAGGAACUAGGACAAGUAGUACGUAAAAACCCCAAAACCCUCGUCGUUAAUUUGGUCUCGUUUCCACAAACCAUCCCGGUCGUGCUGCAAGCAAUCCAGCGCAGCGGCAUGAACCUAAACCCGCAACAGGACGGUACAACGCUGUUCAUACCGGUGCCGAAGGUAACGCGCGAACAUCGCGAAGGUUUGGCGAAGAAUGCCAAGGUGCUGUUCAUCAAAUGUCGUGAUCGCAUUAAGGAUGCUCAGAACCAAUCGAUCAAGAAGCUAAAAAAACAAACAACCGUAUCGGAGGAUGAUGCUUUUCAGGCGCAGACCCAAAUCACGGCCAUCGCAGAUACCUUCGUGAAGGAGGCGGAAAAGUUAAUGGAACUGAAGCAGUCCGAGCUGCUGGGAGAUAAAUGA